This is a messenger RNA of Sorex araneus (European shrew), 3604 nucleotides long. It is a transcript of the gene RIPOR3, whose product is annotated as RIPOR family member 3. The transcript is spliced from 22 exons. NCBI's taxonomy places the organism in Eukaryota, Metazoa, Chordata, Mammalia, Eulipotyphla, Soricidae. The record is from RefSeq and is a predicted model, not a curated record. Bases 218 to 2968 code for a protein of 916 amino acids.
AAUCGCGGGGCGCACAGCAGGGGCGGCAUCCGGGCCAGGGGGCCCAGCGGGCGGCUGCCCCGGAACCCUGACGCCGCCUGAUAACCCCCUUCCCCGCCGCGCCGGCCGCCCCAGGAAGCCGGGAGAGGGUCCCCGGGGGCAGAUCUUCCAGAGGCUGCCGAGCCCGCUGGACGGACAGAGACCUGAGUGACCCCGUCUCCUGCCCCAUGGUGCCGCCAUGUCGGUGAGGCUGCGCUUCCUGUCCCCGGGGGACGCGGGCGCCGUGGGCGUCGUGGGCCGCAGCGCCUCCUUCGCCGGCUUCAGCAGCGCCCAGAGCCGCAGGGCCGCGAGCUCCGUGAGGGCGCGGGCGCCCGCCAAGGCGGCCAGGAUGUACGGCACGCUCAGGAAGGGCGCCGUGUGCCCAGACCCCAGGCCCCAGCAGGUGAAGAAGAUCUUCAAGGCGCUGCGGAGAGGCCUCCAGGAGCACCUGUGCGCCCAGCAGGCCGAGCUGGAUUACCUGUCGGGCCGCCACAGCCACACACACAGGAACUCCCGGCUGGCUUUCUAUUACGACCUGGACAAGCAAACCCGCGCCGUGGACAGGCACAUCCGGAAGAUGGAGUUCCACAUCAGCAAGGUGGACGAGCUCUACGAAGGCUACUGCGUGCAGUGCCGCCUGCGCGCGGGGGCCGCCAACAUGCAGCGCGCCUUCUCGGGGGGCCCGGCCAGCCGCGCGUCCCGGGACAGCCUGCAGGAGCUGGGGCGCAGCCUGCAGGAGUGCGCCGAGGACAUGUGGCUCAUCGAGGGAGCCCUGGAGGUGCACCUGGGCGAGUUCCACGUCCGGAUGAAAGGCCUGGUGGGCUACGCGCGCCUCUGUCCCGGAGACCAGUACGAGGUGCUCAUGCGCCUGGGCCGCCAGCGCUGGAAGCUGAAGGGCCGGAUCGAGUCCGAUGACAGCCAGACCUGGGACGAGGAGGACAAGGCUUUCACCCCCACCCUGCAUGACAACCUGGAGAUCAAGGUGACGGAGCUGCGGGGCCUGAGUUCCCUGGCUGUGGGGGCCGUGACAUGCGACAUCACCGACUUCUUCACGACCAGGCCGCAGGUCAUCGUGGUGGACAUCACUGAGCUGGGCACCAUCAAGCUCCAGCUGGAGGUGUUGUGGAAUCCACUGGACGCCACCGACUGCCUGGGGACCCCCAGCCCAGCGAGCAAGUCCUCCUUGGGUGGCAGGAAGGGGUCCCUGUACAACUGGACGCCCCCCAGCACCCCCAGUUUCCGGGAGAGGUACUACUUGGCCGUCCUGCCGCCGCUGCCAGCCAUGCCCAGGGCUGCGUCCCUCCUCAGCUACCCGUCGGACGGCGACCUCGGCCCGGGGAGCCAGGGCCCGCCCAAGAUGGGCUCCUUCAGCUCCGAGGACCCCCGGGACACGGAGACCAGCACGUCUGCAUCCACCCUGGACGUGGGCUUCCUGCCCUCGGUGGUCGGCCCAGACGCUCCCGUCCAAGAGGGGCCCCUGGACGGGCCCCCGGCCCCGGGCCUCCUGCCGGACAUCGGCGACCUGGCCGGGUGCCGCUGGGCGCAGCAGCCUGGCUGGAGGCAGCUGGACGCCGAGAGCCCCCCGCGCCACGAGCACCCCAGCCCGGGGCGCCAGGGCGGCCGCGAGGACUCAGAAACAGGGGCCGGAGAGGAUGGGCCUGGGGCGGCCCUGGAGGGGCCCCUGCAGGAGGUCCUGGACUUGCUGGGGUCCAUGGAGCCCGCCCCGCCCCCGCUCCGCGAGCUGCAGAGGCAGGUCCUCGGCUUCAGGGAGCGGCUGAAGCCCCGCGUGGCCAGCCCCGAGCGCGCCUCGACCGAGAGCCUGGUGGAGUGUAUCUUGGAGAGCUUCGCCUUCCUCCACGCAGACCUGGCCCUGUUCGGGGGUCCCCGAAAGGACAGGACCCCAGCCCCAGCGCCGGCGCCGAGUGCGUGCAGGGAGCUCACGGCCAGCACCCCCGAGCUGGACAUGCUGCUCGAGGUCCACCUGCAAGUGUGCAAGGAUCUGCUGCAGAAACUGGCCUCCCCCAACCUGUCACGGAUGGUCCAAGAGUACCUGCUGGAAGAGGCGGGCCGGCAGGAGCAGGUCCUGGAGACGCUGUCGGCGCUGGACUUCCGGAAGGCCCGCCAGGCCACGUCCGUCGAAGAGAUCCUCCCACAGGCCACCCGGAGGAAGGGGUGCCUGAAGCUGUGGAGGGGCUGCACGGAGCGCGGCGGGGUCCUGGCCUGCCCCGCCCCCGCACUGCUCAGCCAGCUCAAGAGAACGUUUGUGCACAGGGUGCGCGGGAAGUACCCGGGACAGCUGGAAAUAGCGUGCCGCAGGCUGCUGGAGCAGGUGCUGAGCUGCGGGGGGCUGCUGCCCCGGGCCAGGGCCCCUGAAGACCAGACGGUCACCUGGUUCCAGUUCCACGCCUACCUGCAGCGGCAGAGGGUGGCCGACCUGGAGAAGCACUUUGCCCAGCUCACCAAGGAGGUCACGCUCGUGGAGGAGCUGCAGUGCGCCCGGCAGGCCAAGGCCCUCGGGAAGCUGCGGGGCAGGCGGCUGGGCCAGCUCCAGCCCCUGCCCCAGACCCUGCGCGUCUGGGCGCUGCUCCAGCUGGACGGGGCCCCGCAGGCCCGCAGGAAGGCCAGCGCCCGCCUGGCCGGCGCCGCACGCAACGGGAGCUUCCGGGAGAAGGCUGUGCUCUUCUACACGGACGCCCUGGCCGGCGAGGACGCGCGGCUGCAGCAGGCGGCCUGCAUGGCGCUGCAGCACCUCGGGGCCGUCGAGAGCAUCGAGCAGAUCGCCAGCCUGUGCCUGUCGGAGCUGGAGGCCGUGCGCUCGGCGGCUCGGGAAGCCACGCUGUCCUUCGGGGAGAAAGGGCGCCUCGCCUUUGAGAAGAUGGACAGACUUGGCUGGGAGCAGAGGGCGGCCGCCUGCAGCCAGGAGCCGGACGUGGAAAUCACGGUGUUCUAGGAAGCCUCAGCGACACGCUCGCCUCUGGCUCCUCUACCUUUGCCGAGACCCAGCCACACGGCCGAAGCAGGGGAUGCUGUGCCCACCCCUCCCCUGAGCGUAGCGGCGGGGCCCCUGCCCGGGAGCAAAGCGGCGUCACAAUGGCGCGGAAGCCCGGGACACUGGCAUUGGGGGGGUGGCGGGUUUCCGGCCUUCCCUGUGGACAGGCGGAGGCGGGUGCCAAGUGAGUCUGCACACGGCAGCAUGGUUCCGGGGGCUGCUCGGAGGUUGGAGACCGGCGCCCCACAAGGUGCCUUAAGCAGAGCCCGAGGAGGCCCCUGUCCAUAUCGGGACCAGGGGGACAGGCCAGUCAGGCGGCCCUGCUGAGCUGUGUCUGGGGGGACUGGGGCAGUGGAGAGAAGGGGUGCUGGCGGGACCCUGCAUCUCUACUCUCCAGCAGCGCCCGGGCUGAAGAGAAGGCGCGCUCUGACCACACCCCACCCAAACAAGAGCCUGUGUGCGUGCGUGCUGGCAUGGGGCAGUGUCAUGCCCCCUCACAGCUGAAGACUGCUUCCUGGUUGAACUUAGUAUUUAUUUGCCAUGUUCAUGUGCUGAACUCUCUGAAAUUCCCAUUAAAGAGUGAAAAAACAUUUCCCA